Molecule: messenger RNA, 1869 nt
Organism: Phymastichus coffea
Lineage: Eukaryota; Metazoa; Arthropoda; Insecta; Hymenoptera; Eulophidae
Exons: 1
Coding region: 1-1869 (622 amino acids)
Biological process (GO): DNA repair; telomere maintenance
Molecular function (GO): DNA helicase activity
Source: RefSeq, a predicted model, not a curated record
AUGAGAAAUAUGAUUCAUGGUCUAUGUGGCGAUUGGUGCAUGAAAGAGAAAAAGUGCUCAAAACAUUUUCCAAAAGAAUUUUAUCAAAAUACUACUAAGGAUGAAAAUGGUUAUCCACAUUAUCAAAGAAGAGACACCGGUACUUAUGAAUGUUGUAAUGGACAUACAGUAGAUAAUAGGUGGGUAGUUCCAUAUUGUGCUAAAUUACUUCUAAUUUUUGAUUGUCAUAUUAACGUGGAAAUUGUUUCAAGUAUUACAUCUGUUAUAUAUUUAUAUAAAUAUGUCUAUAAAGGACACGAUGCUGCUACAGUUGUGAUUGAACAAACGGAAAACGGUACCACUAUUGAUCACGAUGAAUGUCAUAAUUUCAUUGAAACACGUUAUGUUGGUCCAGUGGAAGCAUGUUACAGAAUUUUCAGUAAAAAAUUGCAAGAUAAGAGUCACGUCGUUACAAGAUUAUCGGUACAUUUACCUAAUGAACAAGCAGUAAUUAUUGCACAGGAUGAAAAUGAAACGUCUUUAUUAGCAACUUUAAAUAAUUCGAGCAGUAUGUUACUUGAUUAUUUUAAGUUGAAUGCAACUAACGAGACAGCAAGGCAAUAUUACUAUACUGAAAUUCCUAAACAUUUUACCUACAAAAAAAUUAAAGUCGAUGGUCAAAUGGUUUCUUCAUGGGCAACUCGAAAAAAACAUCUCAAUUGUAUAGGCCGAAUGUAUUCAAUAAGUCCAACUCAAAUUGAAUUAUUUCAUUUGAGAUUAUUAUUACUUCAUGUCAAAGGGGCUACGAGUUACGAUGACUUAAAAAGAAUAGAUAAUGUAUUACAUCAUUCUUUCACAGCAGCAUGUCUAGCAUUAGGAAUUAUAGAAGAUGACGAUGAAUGGAACAAAGCUAUGAGGGAAGCUAGCCUUUGGAUGAUGCCUAGACGCCUCAGACAUUUAUUUGUUGUUAUACUGAUUCAUUGUCAACCAAAUUAUCCAGAGAAAUUAUGGGAAUCCUUUAAAGACUCUAUGUCUGAAGAUUUUUCGCGUAAUAACGAAUCUAAUAUCAGUUAUCAAAUGGCUUAUUCUGACAUAAAUAAUAUGUUAAUUAAAGAAGGAAAAAGUUUAGCUGACUUUCCGACAAUGGAUCAAAGUAUUAUGACAUGCAUAGUUGAUAUUACGAAUAACUUUGACAGAACACAACUAUUACGAAUUGGAAAUGAACAAUAUGAAAAAUUGAAUGUAGAACAAAAAGAAAUAGUCAAUAACAUUAUUGAAGCAUCACGUUCUCAUAAUUAUACUAGCUUAACUUGCUUCUACAUUGAUGGACCAGGAGGAUCUGGCAAAACUUUCGUUUACACUACCAUAUAUAAUCUUAUGUCAGAGAAUAUCAAAUGCUCCACAAUGGCAUACGCCGGCAUUGCUGCAACAUUGCUGCCUAAUGGAAAAACGGUACAUAAGACAUUCGGCUUACCAGUUCCGAUGUUUAAUGAUUCCUCUUCAAAUAUUAAAAUACAAUCAACGGAAGGUAUGCUUUUAAAAAAUACUAAAGUAUUUAUUUGGGAUGAAGCACCAAUGGCGCCAAGAUACGCUUUAGAAAUAGCGAACAGAACCUUAAAACAUAUCAUGAACAAUGAUCUACCAUUCGGUGGGAAAAUAAUGGUUUUAGGGGGUGAUUUUAGACAAUUACUUCCUAUUAAAGUUAAUGGGACGCGUAACGAAAUAUUAAAUAUGUCUAUAAAAAAUUCUCGGUUGUGGUCAUUUUUUUCUAUAUAUAAGUUGAAUACUAACAUGAGAGUUUUACCACAUGAAAUUGAAUUUGCCAAAUAUUUAUUGCAUGUUGGUGAUGGAACAUUAAAUGAACAAGAUGAUAAUUUACAACUUCCAUAA